AUGGAUGAAUCGGAAGAUGACCGGGUACGACAUAAUAAAAGAUUGAAUGUUUGUGACACAUCACUGAUAAAUUUGCUUAGGUUCCCUCCAACAUACAUACCAAUCAAGGAGGAAAAUCAAUAUUGGGUUGAUGAUACAAGAUUCUUGCUUUCUGGGAAAUGGUGUGAGACAAAAGCACUAUCUGCCUUAGAAAUUGAAGAGAUAGCAGGCUCAUUAAAGUUGUUCGUGCCAGUGUGUUUAAAAGAUCAUUGGAUCCUCAUUUGCGUCGACAUUGAGAAACAAGCAUUGCUAUGCCGAGUUGAUUGUGGCAUAUUUGUGAUGAAGUAUGCUGAUUGUCUUGCACAUGGAAAUCAUUUCCCUUUUACCCAAGAAGACAUACCUCACUUUCGACAUCAAGUCUUUCUUGACAUAUACCGUGGGAGAUUACCUAUUGCUGUCUCUAUUUUGGGUUUUCGAAAGGUGGAUCAACAGCCGCAGCAACAGAACUCAUCUGUUGGCGCCUGUGAUGAGGGUGAAAAAUUUGGGCUUGAGGAAGAGGUAGAGAAGCUUAAUAGGGACAAGAACGUCCUUAUGCGAGGACUUAUUAAGUUGAGGCAGUCGCAAUGUGACACGGAUAUCCAGUUGCAAGCCACGGUGAAACGACUUCAAGGGACAGAGCAGCGUCAGCAACAGAUGAUGUCAUUCCUCGCAAAGGCUAUGCAGAGCCGAGACCUGCCUAAUUUUGCUUCUUAA
Messenger RNA from Dovyalis caffra, 732 nucleotides. NCBI's taxonomy places the organism in Eukaryota, Viridiplantae, Streptophyta, Magnoliopsida, Malpighiales, Salicaceae. The record is from the annotation of a GenBank genome assembly.